Vespula vulgaris is the source of this 13334-nucleotide messenger RNA. It is a transcript of the gene slo, whose product is annotated as calcium-activated potassium channel slowpoke. Lineage: Eukaryota; Metazoa; Arthropoda; Insecta; Hymenoptera; Vespidae. Gene Ontology annotation, molecular function: large conductance calcium-activated potassium channel activity. The record is from RefSeq and is a predicted model, not a curated record. Gene Ontology annotation, cellular component: postsynaptic membrane. The coding region runs from base 1628 to 5242 and encodes 1204 amino acids. The transcript is spliced from 29 exons. Gene Ontology annotation, biological process: potassium ion transport; transmembrane transport.
AGUAAGCGGACGAACGAACGAACGAACGAAUGAACAAAAAAAGAUACAAAGUAGUUCGUGUCGUAGUUAUCGUCGCGACAUCGUCCUCGCUCAGGGGGUAAAAGGGAAAGAGAGAGAUAAAGAGAAAACAAAAGCAAAGUCUCGUUGUUGUUGGAUACAGGGUAUCGUUGAGUAACGAGUGCUUUUUCACGAUUAUUCACCUCACUUCGACGAGAUACAGGAAGAGAAGCAGAAGAGGAAGAAAAAGAAGGAGGAAGAGAAGAAGGUGGGAAGUGUCCGUCGAGCUCGGUGCCAUAUAUACAUGCACGCAUACAUGUAUAUAUAUACACACAUAUACUAUAUAUAUUUAUAAGUGUAUAUAUAUAUAUACAUAGAUACAUAUAUAUAUAUAUUUAUAUAUAUACACUAUAUAUACUGUAUUGGAAAGACAACGGCAUUGACUGCCGGUCGGGUCGUCCCCGUCGUCGCGAGUGAGCGCGAGUUAGUAGAAGAGGACACACGUUGCUCGACGAUCGUUUUACUCGACGACGUGAAGGCGAGGCAACGCGACGCGACGCGACGCGACGCGAAGCGACGAGACGAGUCGAGACGAGACGAAAAGAGAGACGGGAUGAGACGACGAACCGAGUCGUUCCUUCGUCCACGGUGUUGACCGGGUGAAAACUUCCUCGCGCUCUCCUCUUUUCUUUAAGAGAAGGGGAGAGAGUAAAUCGCUCGACGUUAAGCUGGUAUAUAUACGCACCAUACGUGGACGUUCAGUGGGAAGUGCGACACGUUGAGAUAACGUCGAAAUCGAACGAAUAAUAAACGUACUAUAUAACGACACAGAGAGACGUUACAGAACGUAAACAAUUGUUACAAAAGGGGAAAGGUGUGCGUCGUUGUUGGGUGUUAUCUUUACAAGUGGUAACUCGAUCGGAGAAAAGAGAAAGGAAAGAAAGAAAGAAAGAAAGAAAGAAAGUGGGAAAGGUAGAGAUAAACUAGGAAGCGGUGGGGGUGGGGUGGGGUGGGGGUUGAUCGAGAGAGAGAGAGAGCAAGCGAGCGAGAGAGAAGAGGGGUAAGUAGGUAAAGGGCAAAAGAGCGAGGAGAGAGAGAGAGAGAGAGAGAGAGAGCGAGAGCAGUCGUCUCGCGGCCGAGUUGAGGUGGUGGAAAGAGAGAGUGGUGAACGCAGCAGCAGCAGCAGCAGCACGUACGUGGAAGAGGUGGCCGAGGGAAAAGAAGAAGAGGAGCAAGAGGAGGACGAGGAGGAAGAGAAGAAGAAGAGGAAGAAGAAGAAGGAGCUUGUCGAAAGGAGUAAGAGGGAGGAAGGAAGGGAAGCGCGAUAGCGCGAAGAGAGCGGAAAGGAACUUGUUCUUGACGCUGAUAGAGUCGACGGUGCAGGAAGAGGGGGAGGAGGAAGAGGAAGAAGAGGAAGAGGAAGAGGUGGAGGCGGGAGUGAGAGAGAGAGGAAGAGGAGGCGGUGGAAGAGAAAGGGCAGCAGUGGUGGAAGAGGAAGAAGGCGACGUUGGCCGCCGCGUGGCUUCGAAGGACGACGAAAUUAUGAAGCGUAUAAAGUGCGUGCGAUCGGCCAUCAUAGUAGCUGUUGGCCGGUGAAUGUGUGAUCCGGGGGCAGCAGAGAUCCGCCGGAAUGACGAGCGAAGAGACGCCGACCGAGCAGCCCCCGGUAGAUGACUGCCUAAAGGAGCGAAAAUGGUGGUGCUUCUUGCUGUCGAGCAUCUUCACGUUCCUCGCCGGGCUGCUUAUCGUCCUCCUCUGGCGCGCGUUCGCCUUCCUUUGCUGCCGAAAAGAGCCCGAAUUCGCCCCAAAUGACCCGAAGCAGAAGGAGCAUAAGUCGAACCGCCAUGGGAAGGAGUUCGAGGGAACUUUUAUGACUGAGGCCAAAGAUUGGGCCGGCGAGCUGAUUUCCGGACAGACCACCACUGGACGUAUUCUUGUGGUGCUAGUUUUCAUUCUCAGUAUAGCAUCGCUUAUAAUAUACUUCAUCGAUGCCUCCAGCGAGGAGGUGGAACGUUGCCAGAAAUGGAGCAACAAUUUUACUCAGCAGAUAGACUUAGCUUUCAAUAUAUUUUUUAUGGUCUACUUUUUUAUACGCUUUAUCGCCGCCAGUGACAAGCUGUGGUUCAUGCUGGAGAUGUACUCGUUCGUGGAUUACUUUACGAUACCACCGUCCUUCGUAUCGAUAUAUCUCGAUCGGACGUGGAUCGGACUGAGAUUCCUCCGAGCCCUACGAUUGAUGACGGUCCCUGACAUCCUCCAGUACCUCAACAUUCUAAAGACAUCGAGCUCCAUUCGUCUCGCCCAACUCGUAUCCAUCUUCAUCUCCGUCUGGUUGACCGCUGCUGGCAUCAUUCAUUUGCUUGAAAACUCAGGGGAUCCAUUCGAGUUCACAAACCCGCAACAGCUUUCGUACUGGACCUGCGUGUAUUUUCUAAUCGUGACGAUGUCCACGGUAGGAUAUGGCGACGUUUACUGCCAGACGGUCCUCGGCCGCACAUUCCUAGUAUUUUUUCUACUCGUCGGUUUGGCCAUAUUCGCCAGUUGUAUCCCCGAGAUAAUUGACCUGAUCGGGACGCGAAACAAGUAUGGCGGCACUUUGAAGAACGAGCGAGGUCGCAGACAUAUUGUCGUGUGUGGUCAUAUCACCUACGAAUCGGUCUCGCACUUUCUCAAGGACUUCUUACACGAGGAUCGCGAGGACGUCGAUGUAGAAGUUGUCUUCUUGCAUAGGAAGCCACCAGAUCUCGAGCUGGAGGGACUGUUCAAGCGACACUUCACCACCGUGGAAUUCUUUCAGGGGACCAUCAUGAACCCCAUUGACCUACAACGGGUCAAGGUCCACGAAGCGGACGCGUGUUUGGUUUUGGCGAACAAGUAUUGCCAGGACCCGGACGCCGAGGACGCGGCCAAUAUCAUGCGCGUCAUCUCCAUCAAGAACUAUUCGGAUGACAUUCGUGUCAUUAUACAACUGAUGCAGUAUCACAACAAGGCCUAUUUACUAAACAUUCCAUCAUGGGAUUGGAAGCAGGGUGACGAUGUAAUUUGCCUGGCCGAAUUAAAGCUAGGAUUUAUCGCGCAAUCCUGCCUCGCACCAGGCUUCAGCACAAUGAUGGCCAAUCUCUUCGCCAUGCGAUCCUUUAAGACGAAAUGGUCGGUUGAUUGGUACCAGUCACCCAAUAUACAGGCUUGGCAGAAUGACUACCUACGUGGAACUGGAAUGGAGAUGUACACCGAGACACUGAGCCCUACCUUCAUUGGAAUGCCUUUUGCGAGAGCCACUGAGUUGUGCUUCACGAAACUGAAACUACUCCUGCUGGCGAUUGAGAUCAAGGGCGAAGGAGGUGUUGACAGUAAGAUCUCGAUCAAUCCACGUGGUGCCAAGAUCGCUGCAAAUACUCAGGGAUUCUUUAUUGCGCAAUCCGCGGACGAAGUCAAGCGGGCGUGGUUCUAUUGCAAAGCAUGCCACGAUGAUAUUAAAGACGAGACACUGAUCAAGAAAUGCAAGUGCAAAAACUUGGGGCAGCAGCAGCGCUCCUGGGGCCGGGACUUAGAUGUGGGGAUGAUGAUGAUGCAGACUGGCAUGGUGAAGGGAAACACUGCCUACAGCAGUUACUUAGAUGUGGCCACAUUCCGGAAAGGCGUGCGAGCUGUUCAAAUGGUCGGAAGAGCAAGUGAAGACUUCUCGUACCCAAACGACCACCAUCCUCCCCCCACAUUCACUCCGCCAGAACUGCCCAAGAUGGUUCACGUGAGAGGUGAGAUCAAUCGUGAACGAGAAGAUCCGAACGCAAUGAGGAAUCAUCGAAAUUCUGUCGGAAUGACAAUGAUGAAUUCGACGAAGCAAGUCAACAAGGUGAAACCGAACGUGAAUCGAGCGACGAACGAUAGUUUGUCGAGUCCCAAUCAGCCUUAUAAUCAGAGAUCGCAAGAAGAAUCCGCAUAUGCUGGCUACCAUCUCGCUUAUGAAGUGAAGAAACUUAUGCCAACGAGUAGAGCCUCGGGUGGUACAAACGUAAACAACAACGGUGGUCUUCAAGUUGGCAUCGCCGACGAUCAGGCAAAGGAUUUCGACUUUGAGAAGACCGAAAUGAAAUAUGACUCAACGGGCAUGUUCCAUUGGAGUCCAUCCCGUAACCUCGAAGACUGCAUAUUAGAUCGUAAUCAGGCGGCCAUGACAGUUCUAAAUGGACACGUCGUUGUUUGUCUGUUUGCCGAUCCCGACUCGCCUCUUAUCGGGUUGAGAAACCUUGUUAUGCCAUUACGAGCUUCCAAUUUCCAUUACCACGAGCUUAAACACGUAGUGAUAGUUGGGUCUGUGGACUACAUCCGCCGCGAAUGGAAAAUGUUGCAGAACCUACCAAAAAUAUCGGUGUUGAACGGUUCACCGUUGAGCAGAGCUGAUCUGCGAGCAGUCAAUGUGAAUCUAUGCGACAUGUGUUGCAUCCUGUCGGCAAAAGUGCCUAGCAACGAUGACCCCACCCUCGCCGACAAGGAAGCCAUCCUCGCAUCCCUUAAUAUAAAGGCCAUGACGUUCGACGAUACGAUCGGCGUGUUAAGUCAAGCGAAUAAUGAGCAAGGUAAUUUGACCACAGUUGGCAGCCCGAUCGUACUACAGCGACGAGGAUCCGUUUACGGGGCAAACGUGCCAAUGAUCACAGAACUCGUAAACGACAGCAACGUUCAGUUCCUUGAUCAGGACGAUGACGACGACCCAGACACGGAACUCUACCUCACACAACCGUUCGCUUGCGGUACCGCUUUCGCUGUGAGCGUAUUAGAUUCGCUCAUGUCGACGACGUACUUCAAUCAAAACGCGCUCACUCUGAUCCGUUCUCUGAUAACCGGUGGAGCAACGCCAGAAUUGGAGUUAAUUUUAGCAGAAGGUGCCGGUUUGAGAGGGGGUUACAGCACCGCGGACAGUUUAGCCAAUAGAGAUCGAUGUCGAGUCGGUCAAAUCGCAUUGUACGAUGGGCCAUUGGCUCAGUACGGCGAAGGAGGCAAGUACGGUGACCUCUUUGUCGCAGCAUUAAAAUCGUAUGGAAUGCUGUGCAUUGGUCUGUACAGGUACAGGUUUCGAGAUACAAGUUCGUCGUGCGAUGCUUCUUCAAAGAGAUACGUCAUUACAAAUCCACCGGACGAUUUCACACUCUUACCCACAGAUCAGGUUUUCGUGCUGAUGCAGUUCGAUCCAGGACUGGAGUACAGACCCAGCAGAGGUACCCGUGGCAAAGACGACGCCUCCUGACUGUUGCUGUGUAGCGCCCUCACCGACGGACCUUACUCUUACAUCUAAUUCACGCGUCGAAGGUCAUCAUGCCGCUCAUCAUUCCUGAACUCAUCCCGUCUUCUUCGUCGUUCGAGAAAGGAGAUGAAAUAUCACGCGUCCAUCAUCGAGCCUACGCGAGCCCCGUCCAUAGAAAAUCAAGCAAGCAAGCAAACAAAAAAGAAAAAAAAAGAAAGAAAUUACAAAAACGUCCGUUCUUUCUGUUCUAAUCAACGAUAAUCAGGAUUAUCAGCCAGCCACGCGAAUCCUUCCUUUUUUCUCUAUUUCUUUUUUAUCUCUUUCUUUCUCUCAAUCUAUCUGUCUGUCUAUAUUUAUUUUUAUAUUUCUCUCUCGUUCACUUUCUUUCUCUCUCUCUCUCUCUAUCUAUCUAUCUAUCUAUCUAUCUAUCUAUCUAUCUAUCUAUCUAUCUAUCUAUCUCUCUCUCUCUCUAUCUAUCUAUUUAUCUCUAUCUCUCUUCUCUCUCUUUUUGUUUUUCAUUUUUUCACAACCGUAUAUCCUUCACAGAACUUCCACGUUUCCUUUUUCGAUAAUAUUGCAAAUUCUGUGCAAUAAACGCGUGAUCGUGAAGAGAAAAAGGUCAAAAAAGAACGGACGAAAGUUUGCAGUACGAAGGAGAGGAUUGAGUGGAUGGAAAAAGUGGAUAGGAAGAUGAAAUUGAAGAUGAAGAGGAGAGGAAAUUAGAGAAAGAAAAUCGAAGGAGAAUUGGGGAAUGUUGGAAGUGGCAUGGUGAAACAUGGUCCGAGGGUAGCUACACGUGGUGCUCUCAAAAAUCAAUCAAAGUUGUCUUUUCCGUAAAAGGACAACUAUUAACGCAAGGACUGGUCGGCUUAUCGCGGAGACAAAAUGUGUGAUCGAGUCACCCCCUCCCCUUGCCCCUAUACACCUAAGAAAGCUCAAGAGAGGAGCGUAUAUGUAUAAUAAGUUAAGAUGCAGGAAAGCGAACAAACAACAACAACAACAAAACAACGGGAGAAAGGAGAAGGUACAGAGAACAGGUGGGAGGACUGACGUUUCACCGAUUCGCGGAGCCUUCCCCGACGUACUGUAAGAUGAUUCGCAGUGAAUUAAAAAAAAAAAAGAAGAAAAGAAAGAAAAAAAGAUAAUCACAAAGAAUAACGCGACGAAGCAACUUAAAAAAGAAGAAGAAGAAGAAGAAGAAGAAAAUAAAGAAAAGAAAAAACACAAGAUCAGAUAAAAAAUCAACGCCUCCGUGUGAUUCAUUCGAGAUUAUUUAAUUAUCGUAGGAUUAAAGAGACGAGGAACGAGAGUUGUUUCGUUUGUAAACAAAAGUAUAAAGAGAAGAAAGAGAAAGAAGAAGAUGAAAGAUAAGAGAAAAGGAAGGAGAAGACGGUGCAACGAGGAAAAGCCGAAAGCGAUUCGUCGAGAUUAAUUCAAACAGAAAUUAAUUGUCCAACGUUCGCCUUAUCUCUUUCUUAUUCUCUCUCGCUUUCUCUAUCUAUCUGUCUCUUUCUCUCUCUCUUUUCCUCUCUCUUUCUCUUUCUCUCUCUCUCUCUCUCUUUCUUUCUCUUUUCCUCCAUUUUCCCUCUCGUCCCCUCAAACCUGACUCUUUUCAUACCUCGACGUAAGAAAGAAAAAAAAAGAGAAGAAAAGAAAAGAAAAGAAAAGAAAAAGAAAAUGAAAAAGUAAGACGUGGAGACGUGAACAAAAGACAAAUAGAAUAAAUAAGCGAAGAGAUAAAACUAUAGAAACGAUAUUAUUAUAAAAGCAAAAAGACAAACGAUUUCAAUUGAUAGGAAGUGCAUCGAAUAAGAGGCCAAAGGGAAAGACGAUGGAGAGAUGAAGAAGAAGAUGAAGAAAGAAAAGGCAAAGAGGAGAUCGGCGACAAAGAUAAAAGAUGAAUAAAAAAUAUAAAAACCAAUAAAAAAAAGAAAAACAAAAAGACAAAAAUAAAUACGAAGAAGAAUAUGAGAAGGAGUACCGAAAGGGUUGAAAGGUGACACUGCUGAUGAGUGCGUGUAGAGAGAAGAAAAUCGUAGUGUGCCCGGAACUACUACGUACAUAUAAAAAGAAAAAAAAAACAAAAAAAAAUAUAAAAAAAAAAUACAAAAAAAAAAUAUAAAAAAAAACAAAAACAAAAACGUUGUAACCUUUACCUCGUGUGUCUUGCUUUACACAACCAAAUACGAAAGAAACAAUACAAAUUUUCAAUCUCGAGCACUUUGUACAGGUUUUACACAUACGCACGCACACGCACAUCGUAUCGGUGCAAAAGAAGAUGAGAAUGAGGUAGAGAAGAUAAGGAACGAAACAAAAAUAAAAAGAACGACAAAAAAAAAGAAGGAAAGAAGAAAUAGGAAGGGAAAAAGAAGGGGAACGUAUAUAACUGUGUUUUUUGAAAUAAUUUUUUGUAAGUACGUACGUACGUAUCGUGUAGCUUACCGGUUCUCUCUACGAUGACUACCAUGAUCGCAAAACUUUGGGACGUCGAGGAGCAGCCCCCAACCCCCUCCUAAUCCUAAACAAUGACGUCGAACGUCGUCGAAAGAGUUGAGAGUCGCGCAUCGUCUGUAUGUGUGUAUGUGUCUUUUCUUGCAUAAAAAAGAAAGAACUCUGAUCUCUCGCGUUCGUUUCAUUCGAGAGUUAUCAUUGUAUGAUAAAGGAACGUUUUGUGUGUGUGCGUGUGCGUGCAUGCGUGCGUGUGUGGUGUGCGCGCAUAAAUAUACAUAUACAUAUAUGUAUAUAUAUAUAUAUAUAUAUAUAUACAAAUACAUUAUAUAUAUAUGUAUAUAUACAUAUAUAUACAGAGCAAGUACACGUACAUAUACGUGUAUAUAUGUACGUUUUCUUGUGUAAUUAAAGAAGAACAAAAAUCACAAGAAAAAAUAUGAAAAACGUUCGAAGUCGCUCGCAUUUCCAUCCUCGAGCUAUUUCGGCCUGCAUUCACCGUCGUCUUCUUUUCUUCAUGUAUAACUUUCAUGCGAUUCCUUUCUCUCUAUCUAUCUAUCUAUCUAUCUGUCUAUCUAUCUAUCUAUCUUUAUCUGUCUCUUUUUCUCUUUCUCUAACUGAUAAACUAAUUUUAAUUUUUUUGUAUAUAUGUACGUAUAAGAGAUACGAGAGUGCUGUUCAUUCGUGAACGUCCCAAAGCCUAAAGACAUUUAUAAGACGUAAGGAUAAGCGACGAAAAAAGGACUCUUUUACAAUGACACGAGUGUAAGAGAAGAAGGGGUCAUAAGAAAGUAAGCGAGAUGUAAUCUUAUCGAAGAAAAAACGUUGGACGUUAAACACACACACGCACACACGCACACAAAGAUACACGUGCAACGUAUAACGUGUACGUGUUAAAUUAAGAUUCGAGAUAAAGUGGAAAAAAUGUUAGAUAAGAUAAUGAAAAAGAAAAAAAGAAAAAAAGGAAAAAGAAAAGAGAAAUUAUUCUAACGAAGCCAAUCAUACGUUUACGUACACACAAAACAGAUGUACACACAUAAAUACACUUUUCCAUGCGACGUGAAGUAAAUCGAUUAUAUAUAGGUAUUAUAUGCACAUAUAUAUGUACACAUAGCGCUCUCUCUUUUAUAUAUUUUUGUGAAACUCACCUGUGUAUAAAACAAAAGUAAAAAAAAAAGAAGAAGAAAAACAACAAAUAAGAAAAUAUAACGGACGUACAUAUAUAUACACAUAUGCCAAAGGAUAUAAAUAUACAUACCUACAUAUAACGGAUAAACUUGUGCACAGGUAUUGUACUCUCUCUUUCUCUUUCUCUCUCUCAUUCAUUCAUUUAUUCAUUUAUUCACUCAUUCAUUCAUUUAUUCAUUCAUUGAUUCGUUUGUUCCUUCUUUCAUUCAUUAAUAUAUUCUCUCGAUCUCCGAUAGUGCGUAUAUGUGUACGUGUUAAAUUCACGUAAACAUACACACACAUAGACGUGAAAGUAAAAAGGCUCGGUACUUAUUUACGUCCGUCGUGAAACCCGACGACGACGCGACUAAUCGUGUUUCUUCUUCGUGUUGGUCGCGUAUACGUGUAUGUGUGUGCGUGAGUAGGUCCACGUGGCUGGAGACGAGGGUAGAAGCGGAUGAAAAUCAAAAUACGAAGGGAAGAAUAAAAGAAAUGUUAAUUACGCGCCAGUAAAUUCACUUCGUUUUUCUUUUUUCUUUCUUUAUUAUUUCAUCCUUUUUCUCAUCUACUUUAUACCCUCGAUUUUCUUGCCAACAAAGGAACGGAACGUGCGUGUUAAUUAGCCUAGGACACAGAGAGCGAUAAAAAGAAAAAGGAGAAACUAAUUUAAAUGAAGAAAAAAAGAAAAGUAUUAAAAAAAAAUAAAUAAACACAAAUCGUAAAAAUAAAGACGAAAAAAAAGAAGAAGAGGAGGAGGAAGAAGAGGAAGAAGAAAAAGAAUAAACGAGUAAUUAAAAAAAAAAGGGAAGCUGAAGAUGUCGAGCUAAAUGAAUAGAUAAUGAUAUAGACGUGUCGUGUCUCGCGCGUGUGUGUGUGUUUGUAAUAAUGUGAUUAAGAAAAAAAAAGAGAAAAAAAAAGAAAAAACCCAUAAAAAAAAAAAUAAUCGCCGCCGCUACCGCCGCCGCCGCCGCCGCCGCUGUUGCGCUGUGCCGCUAAUUAACUUGCUGUUUGGAGUACCUAUUCAUCUGCACUGUUCACUGCCACUGCAGUUCGUAUUUUAAUUCGUUGUACAUAAACGUUUCUGUGUGUACAGCUCGAUUUCGAAGCGACGGGGAAAUGUCUCGAAGCUUGUGAAGUUGAACAUUAAUGAUGAUGAUAAUGAUGAUAAUGCUGAUGAUGAUGAUUAUGAUAACGAUGAAAAAAAGAAGAAGUAAUAGAAUGUAGACAUGCAUAAAAAAUGUGCAAACGAUCAAUGAGGGCACUUGGCAUGUAAUGUGAAAGACGAAAAUUUUCGAGCUAGAAUUUUGCAAAAAUUGUGUGUGUCCUCUCUGUCCGUCAAUCUGUACAUAUGUACGUUGUCUGUCUGUCUGUCUGUCUGUCUGUCUGUUUGUCUGUUUGUCUCUUUCCUCUCGAAAGAUCCUCCUUUAAUUUCUUACGGAGGAUCCGUGAACGCGCGCGACGGGAUGAGAGAAAAAUGAAAAGAGAAGAAAAGAAAAAUCGUACGUCCUUCUUUUCCGUCGUACGGCGAUCGAAGCUCGUUAUUAUUUGGAUACCGAAUGGAUGAUGAGAUAUUUUAAUUGAGGAAAUAAACGUACUAUAAUUAUUUUCGAAAAGAAAAAUGUGGAACGGGAACGAGACGAAAGUCUUCUCGUCUAGAAAAAUAUGUCAAGUUGAUUCAUAAGUAUAAGUGUCGUUAUAAAUAAGGAGUUAUUAUUACGAUAAAAUAGUACUUAUUUAUGACUUAACUUACCGCACAGUAGAAAUUCUUGUUUAAAAAAUAUCCUGUUUAUUCCGGCUGAUUCAUAGAGAAGUGUCAUUUCUUUGUAAUAAACUCUUAACUUAUUUAUGAAUUGACUUAACGUAUAAAAGGAAGACUGAAUUGUUUCUUUGCAUCCAAUUGGAGUUAGAUUUCUUUUUAAUGAAAAAAAAAAAAAAAAGAUAUAGGCACGUAUCUCAACUUUUAUACCUCUUUUUUUCUUUCUUUUUCUUUUUAUAAGAUAUUUACCAUCGAAUAUUACCAAUUAAAUUUCAUUAAUUGAUAAAAGAAAAUGAUUAAAAGGAAAAGAUAAAAGAUACGUUUGAAUCUUUGAAAGAGUCUCUUUUCUCGUCGACCUAAAAAGAAGAAAAAGGAAUAAGAAUAAGAAGUUAAAGUUUCAUGAAAUGUAAAUCUUAUUAACGAAAGCCCGACUUCGGGGCUCGUCCCGUCGCGCAAUAUAUACAGACAUAUUCGUGUCACGUAUGAUCGGUGCUCUGUCAUGUGUCGUGACAUUGUUCGAGGCAAAAAAGACUCGAAAAAGAAAAAGAAGAAGAAAAGGAAAAAAAGAUGAUAAGAGAAAAAGACAAAAAAACUGAUAAGAGAAAAUAAUAAACGAAAGAGUACGAAAUCGAUCCGAUGAAAGAUGAAAAAAUAAACAAAUCGAUGAAGAAACAAAUAUACGAAAUAAAAAAAAUAAUAAAAACAAAAAAAAACAAAAUAAAAUAAACUAAAAUAAAACGAGAAACUCGUUGGAGCCUUGCGUAAAGUCUCGUCUAGACGAAUCGGUCGACGAUUUGCGUCCUGUCGCGACGGAGCCAGGGAAAGCUUCGUUCGUGAUCGAUUUUCAAACUGAGAGACAGUUCGAUGUUCGUUCGCUUUCGAUUAAACGACUUUUUUAUGCUUUCGUCGAGUUCCUUUUUUUAAACCCAGGAUGCGUACGCACAAAACGGAGAGAGAAAGAAGGAUUUUUCGAGAAUCGUGAUCGUCCAGCAUAUUUGUUCUCGAUCUCGUUAACGUCGACGUUUUAUUUCUACCCAUAAAACGAAAAUUACUUUUUUUUUUCUUUUUUCUCUCUUUCUUUCUUUUCCACUAUUUACUAGUUUCUAGUAAACAUCUCUAUGUAAUAUUUUUAUCUAUUAAGAUUCUUGUCGUUUUGUUAGAAAAUAUAAGAAAAAAAUAAAAAAAAAGGAAAAAGAAAAAAGAAAAAAAAAGAAAAAAAAAACGUCGACAAUCACGAAAGAUCGAGGUACAAGUUGUACAAGAGCGGCUAAGCGUCGGCCCUGGCUGGUUCCUCGCGAGGAAGUAAAAGCGUCGUGCACUCUCCUUAAUAAUUAAAUCAUGCACCGACUCGAUCGAUACAUACCGUGUAAUCUAAUUCGCCUUGAGUGAUACACGGCGUAUAUUUUGUUGCGUGCAUGUGGAACGUGUACGUGUAUAAACGAAGUAUAAAUAUUGCUAGGUAUAUACGUAUAAAUAAUAAACAAAUAUAUAUAUAUAUAUGUAUGUAUGUAUCUAUGUAUGUAUACAGAUACAUAUACAUAUAUAUAUAAAGAGUAUAAAGAUAUAAAUAAUGUGUGUAUAUAUACGUAUAAUAUGCGUGCUCAUAAUGUGUGUAUGUACGUGCGAUUGUAUUCUUGCGUUAAUCCCUUUACCUUCGCCACGUCGAACGACACCUUUGCGUUUGAUUAUGGCAUGGAAAGAAAUUGUAGUAUGAAAUAAAAACAGAAAAGGAGAGGGGAGAAGAGAAAGAGAGAGAGAGAGAGAAAGAAAUUAAAAAUGUCGUUCGGUGUUGCAUGAAGAACAUUCGAAGGGGAUUUCGGUGGCCCGUGUAAUUAAUUAAUUAACGAUGGUAAGGGUCGUCGUGGAUGAUUAAACAUAAUAAUUUCUAUUCGUGAAGUUAUAUACGGGUGUACUUCAUUAUCAACGCACUCUGACUCUUUCGUGCCACGAAAUAACGCACGGGUAGUAACGUUUUCGAAGUGAUCUAGAUAAAGGGAUCACUUUCUGUGUGUGACGAAGGCUUACGUAAAAAGAAAAAGAAAAAAAAAAAAGAAAAAAAAGAAUAAAAUAAAAUUUAAUAAAAGAGAAAAAUAUGAGAGAAGGGAUAAAGAAGAUGAAGAAGAAGAAGACGACGAGGAAGAUGGAAAGGUUGAAGAGGAAGACGAAGAGGUAAAUGGAAAUGAAAGAUUUAUAUGGACAUAGGAUCGAAAAUAUUUCGACAGGUGUAUGUAUAUGUGUAUGUGUAUGUGUAAAUGUAUAUACAUACAUAUAUAUGUAUAUAUAUAUAUAUAUAUGUAUGUAUGUAUGUAUAUAUAUAUGUAUAUGUAUAUAUAUAUAAAUAGAUAAAAGGAUUACGUUUGUGUACGAAGGGAAGAAGGGAUUCAGGCGCGCCGAGUGUGUACGCCCACCUUCGAUGCCUCAUUGAACCUCAUCUAAUGCUUUUUUAUCUGUACAUUUACAAUUUGUGUACCAAUGAGGAACGUUGUUUAAUCAUGUUGUUGAUGUUAUUGUUAAAGAAUGAGAUUCAAUAUUGUACAUAACUAUAUAUUCAUUAUAAUUGACGAUAUAAAUAAUUAUAUACAUAAAAGGUAUGAAAUUACAAGAGUCCCAUUAUGCCUCACGUUUCGGUGUGCGAUAUUCACAUCAGAGUUUGUAAUAAAAGAGAACGGAUGUCCUAUUUCGAGCGUGUCCCGAAUAGGGUCAUACCGUUCACAUGAUCGAUAA